AGUGCUUUACAGAAAAGAACUGGUCUCACCGGGAAGAACGAAACUACAACAAUGCUUUUGAUUUUGGUUCUGCUUUGCUUUACAGUUCCAAGUUUUACACAACAGCCGGGAAACAAGUCAUUCGAGUGGGCACAGCUGAACCUGCGACAGGUGUGCUUUGAGUGCAGCGGGGACCGUCAUGGAACAAUAUACAACUUCCUCUCCGAGCCUCGCUUGGUGGCUGCCAUGAAAUUGGUGUACAGAGGUGGUGAAAUCCGAUGCACGCCAAACAAGGCCUACAACAGUCGCUGGGGCUGUCAUUCAGGUAGCAAAACGCCCCUAAACGUCAUUGUCACUGACCAGAGAAACAAUAUCAUCUACCCAAGGACGGAGUACCUCAAAGACCUGUCGACUCUGUGGUAUGCGAUGCCUGGGGUGGAUGAGUCGUACUCCAACGAGCUUGUCUUCACAAAUUUUGGCGUCCCAUUUUACCUGGAAAAACACCGUGAGCUCCGCAUUUGGUGUGGCGAAGAUCUCAAAAACAAAAAUGAUGGCGACAACCAAGGGCGUGUUUGUGUUGAUGUUUACAUUAAAUAUUACUGAUUGUGACCUAUACAUCCUGAAGUGCUCUUCUUUCGCCGCAGUUACUUUGGAUGGUCACACAACGUCUCUCGCUGAAUUAUGGUCAAGUUGUAGAGGUGUAGUAUGACAAUCCAAAAACCUUGUGCGAAGGAAGAGCUUUAAAUUGGUCAUUAGAGCUUGAUGCACUCAGGCAUUUUGAAGAGUAUCUUAGUAAAGGUUAUGGUCAAAC
Molecule: messenger RNA, 790 nt
Organism: Pocillopora damicornis (cauliflower coral)
Lineage: Eukaryota; Metazoa; Cnidaria; Anthozoa; Scleractinia; Pocilloporidae
Source: RefSeq, a predicted model, not a curated record